CUCAAUAAAACGUUCAACAAUUUUUCAUCUGAACAAAAGAUAAACAUUUUUCAAAGUCUAUUUGUCACACAUAUUUCAAAUACAUGCAAUUUUGCAAUAAGAACAAUUAGAAAGAGUGAUCAAGCGCAAGUCUUCACUAUAGAAAGAUUAAGAUGGGGAUCAAGGCGCAAUAUGCUGUGCUAAUUUUAGCAAUGGUACAAAUUGUGGACAGAGCCAAGGCUGGUGGUUGUCCUAGCUUGCAACAAAAAUUUAAAGCCGCACAAGCUGAACUGGAACGAUUAAAGAACACGGGGCAAUGUCAAUGUAACUGUGAAGGCCUUAUCCCAGGGCCUGCGGGAGCACAAGGAGAACCAGGGCCUGCAGGAGCACCAGGGCCUGUGGGAGCACCAGGCCCUGCAGGAGCACCAGGACCUGCGGGAGCACAGGGAGAACAAGGGCCUGCAGGAGCACCAGGACCUGCAGGAGCACAGGGAAAAUCAGGGCCUGCAGGAGCACCAGGACCUGCGGGAGCACAGGGAGAACAAGGGCCUCCUGGUCCAGCUGGGCCACCAGGUCUUGCGUUGAAUCAACCAAUGGACUGCCCAGAAGGGUUCACAAAAAAUGAACAGUUAAAAUCGUGUUAUAAGUUUAUUACAAACACAAAGUUGAAGUGGAUUGAUGCCCUCAGUUUCUGCCAAUCUCUACAGGCAAACCUCGUUGCUAUAGACACUGAGGAGGAACAAGCAUAUCUCGCUGACAAAAUCACAAAUGGUGCUAAACCUCAUGAAUGGUUUUGGACUGGUGGCAAUCAGCUGUGUGGGAUAUGGAUGUGGUCAGGGGGCCCAAGUUGGUCAACCAAAUCCAUCUCUGGAUAUUGGAACUGGAACAGUGCAUACAAUCCACCACAGCCAGAAGAUAAUCAUGAGAGAUGCCUAUUUCUGUCGAAUACUUUUGCUUUCAAAUGGCAUGAUGGUGACUGUGGUAGUGGAGGAAACUUUAUUUGUGAGAUUAAUCUUUCAUAAAACCUCAUUACUACUCAUUAUACUGAUUUAAUACAAGUCCAGUUGAGAUGGUUGAUUCAAGAUUCAAUAUUGGAUAUCCCCUCGAGAAAAAUAUUAGAGUGUCUUGUAAAUGAUGAAUGUGUGUAGACUACAUGAAUAUGGUUGAACUAUCCCCUCAAAACGUAAUAAGAAUGCUCUCCCUGAUGCCAGCCACUUGUGUGGAUGUCCACCUGGCAAAUAUAUAACAAUAAAAGUCACCAGCUCAUUUAAAAUCAAACCAAUUAAACAUUACGAUAGAUGCUGUUUGCAUGCAACAGCAGUAAGAUAAACUAUAUUAUUUUCUCAAAAUUGUGAUUAAUUAACUAUUAUUUCUAGAUGAUCAAUGUUUUUCAAACUGUAAUGUUAGCAGAAAAAUAUGUUGGUGUCAACGCCUUUUGUUUGAGUAAGAUCUAGGUUGCUCUCAUUUUUCAAAUAUUGAGGUAUUUUACAUCAGAGUUAAAGAGAUUGCAGUCUCACAUUAUGAAAUCUGCAUACUGAAACUUUAAAUUGUCAAACUUUAAUUGUCAAAACUUCAAACUUUAAACUGUCAUUGUUAAUACUUUUUGUAGUUUAGUAACUUCAGCAUGCAACAUUUUAGUAUGGGAUGCAGCUGUUGUUGUGAGCCACUGUUAUAAAUAGAGAACAUCCAAAUAAAUAAUAAAUAAAUAAAUUAUGGUUACAUUAUUGUUCUAG
Messenger RNA from Owenia fusiformis, 1712 nucleotides. The record is from the annotation of a GenBank genome assembly. NCBI's taxonomy places the organism in Eukaryota, Metazoa, Annelida, Polychaeta, Sabellida, Oweniidae.